AUGUUAUUUUAUCUAAUUUAAAUUAUUAUACAAAUAAAUAAAGCCUAGUAGGAUUUGCCAUCCUGUAUCCAAUAAGAUAGUGUUAAUUAUUGCAUCAACCAUUAAUAAUUGAGCCAAUAAGUAUACUCCUGUUUCACUUAAAUCUAUCGAUUCUAAGAUGACCCAUAAGAAUAAUGGAUAACUUAUACCUAAUUUUAUCUGAUGGUUAACAUAUUCUGUGCUCAAAAAGUAAUAGAGAAUAAACACAUCAUAUAGUUAUCUUUAUUGGAAGAUUUAAAUAAUCUUUAUGAAGUGAUGAUUUUAUAAAUGUAAUACAAAUUUUAUAAAUAGAAACUAAAACUAAGAAAACUUAUAAAAUUUGAAAUUGGAAAUAAGAAACAUAUUAAAUCAAGUUAACUUAAGUUAUCAAGAGUUGAAGAAAAAUAAAACUAUUGUAGACAACUUAAUUGUUGAAUAGCAAGAAUUAAAUCUCUAAAUCUAAAUUCAAUUUUAAUAAUUCUAGCAAUAGUUUAAAUAAUUGAAUAAAGAAAACAUAUCCCUCAUAAAACAAAACACGAUCAUAAUGACAAGUUUAAAGGAAUUCUUAUAAGAUAUUCUAUUAUAAAGGGCAAAUUAUAAAAUACUUCUUCAUUGUAUCAUUUUCAUCAUCCAUAAUUCCUUGACGAAUAAACUAAAUAACUAUAUAAUAAUUUUAUACAUGCUUUCUCUUAAUUUCAGCAUAAUUUUGAAUAACUGUAUUGAAUUAGUGUUUUUCCUUAUGAUAUUACUUUAUUAACUAAUUUUGUAGAUUAGACAUAGAAAUAAAUAUUAAGAGGCUUAUUAUUCUUUGUAAUAACUUGAUUUUUUGAAAACUCCAAAUUUUAAAAAAAUGAUUAAAUAAUUAUAAAUAAUUACAUGA
Messenger RNA from Paramecium octaurelia, 898 nucleotides. The record is from the annotation of a GenBank genome assembly. Lineage: Eukaryota; Ciliophora; Oligohymenophorea; Peniculida; Parameciidae.